GUCGUCGUGUCUGGUUGGGUUUUUGGUUUCGUGCGUGCUCCCGGUCGCGCUUAUUGGUGUUUUUCACUCUUGCUAGUCUAGUACAAAUUUUGAUGGUGGGUUUGGCUGGGUGGUGCAGUUCUAAAAGCAUAUCUCCAGCAGCAUAAGCGAGAAAACAACUAACCCGGAAAAUUGCCUGGAUGGAUUCGCUGCUGUGAUAAGGAAGUGGAAAGUUGUCAAAUCGAAUUAGAUUCAUUUUGUGGUGCUUGAAAAGUUUGGAAAGGUGCCCUUUUGUGUCCCGGAGGCCAAUCGGUGUGGUUGAAAAAUUUGGCAGUAUUAAUAGAUUAUUAGAUUGGGCUACUGGUGGUGGGUGUUUCUUUUUUAUUGCGAAAAAGUGUGCUGAAGAAAAGAGAUCUGCUAUCAAAAAUGGAUGGCGAUAGUGCUCAAUCGUUCUGUGACUACAAACAACAAGUGUCAGCGGUUCCCCAAUACGGGCUCAAGCUCAAGUUUAACCAUGUCUAUCCGGAGAGCAGGAACCAGAAUCUGAAGCCUUCUCUUCGUCAGCUAUGGCCAAUCAUUCCGAUGGCAUUCAGAUACAUCCCCUACUACUGGAAGGCGACACGCGACGGCCGCCAGGCGCUUAUGGACUACUGGUACACGGAGACGGGCAAGCAGAUUUACGGGGCCCCGAUCGGUGGAAUUGGCGCCGGCACCAUUGGGCGGGGUUUUGCCGGCGAGUUUUGCCGGUUCCAGCUGCGACCGGGCCUCUACGAGUACAACACCGUGCACGCAAAUCAAUUCAUCGUCACCAUUAAGGACGAGAACAAUGUGACCAUAUUCCAGAGUUUGCUUUCCUCCUACAGUCGACCAAAAAGCCCUCUUGGUAGCUGGGAAAGUAACAUCAAUUCAUCCAAAUGCAACUACACUGCCCUGUAUCCGAGGGCUUGGUCCGAGUACGAUCUCAGCGAGCAUGGUAUCAAACUGAUCCAGCGACAAAUCUCGCCCAUCAUCCCCCAUGACUACAAGGAAAGUUCACUGCCGGUGGCCGUAUUCGUGUGGACCGUCGAGAACGUGUGCGGCAAAGAUCGGCAGGUUACGAUCACCUUCACGUUCAAAAACGGAACCGGAAACAAGAAGCACGACAACGAAGGCAAUGCCAAGAGUAUGUCGUUUACCCAUGGGUCGACCAAGGGUGUCAGUAUUAGGCAAACCAUUGCCGAUAUGCAGUGUACUUAUAGUGUUAGCUGUAAGACCUCCUCGGAGAUCAAUCUGACCCGGUGUGAGCGAUUUGAUCCCACCGGAAAUGGACAGAAAUUUUGGAACGAUCUUAAAGAUAACGGGUGCUUGACGGAAAAGUCUGCGGAUGAAAAUUCGAAAGCCAAAGACUUAGCUGUCGGUGUGAGCGCACAAAUUCUAGUACAAUCGGAAAGCAGCUCCGAGUUGGAAUUUGCUCUAGUCUGGGAUAUGCCAAAGGUACACUUCACCAAAAGAACUAAAGAGUACUAUAAGUAUUAUACCAAAUAUUUUGGGAAAUCGGGAGAUGCUGGGCCCAUUAUCGCUGAUUAUGCACUCCAAAACUACGGCAAAUGGGAAUCGCUGAUAGACGAAUGGCAACGACCUAUUCUUGAGGAUAGUGACCUUCCUGACUGGUACAAAAGUGCCAUAUUUAACGAAUUGUACUAUAUCGCAGACGGAGGAAGUGUCUGGUUGACCGUUGAAGACACCGAGCUACCCUACGACGAUCCCAGAUUAGCCUACGGUCGAUUCGCUUAUCUGGAAGGGCACGAGUAUCGCAUGUACAACACGUAUGACGUUCAUUUCUAUGCGUCGCACGCCCUAGCUAGUCUGUGGCCAAAUCUGCAAGUAAGCUUGCAGUACGACUACAAGGAUUCGAUCUACCGGGAAAUUUCGGAGGGCCGGAAACAUUUGUACGAUGGCAAGAUCAUACCUAGGAAGAUAAAAGAUUCGGUGCCUCAUGAUUUGGGAGAUCCAGAGGAGGAACCCUUCGAUCUGAUCAAUGCCUAUCCGGUGCAUGAUGUGUCCGAGUGGCGGGAUCUGAACACCAAGUUCAUCAUGCAGGUCUACCGGGACUACUACAAUCUGAACCACUACGCCCAGUUGAAUGCGGAAAACGCUAGCAAAUUUAGCUCGAUCGAGUUCAUUGACAAAGAAAGCAUGUACGAGAUGUACAUCCAGGACAAUCGCAAUAAAGUAUCGCCGGACGAGAAGGGGCAGGAGAAGAAAUCCGCUUCGAUGUAUAUUAAUGAGACCAAUGGGAAGGUUUACCUUAUGGAUGCCUUGACGUAUUUGAAGAGCAUGUAUCCGGCCUGUAAACUGGUGUUGGAAAAGACACUGGAGUGGGAUACGGAUAAUGACGGGUUGAUUGAAAACUCCGGAGCUCCAGAUCAGACAUACGAUACGUGGGUUAUGGAUGGGCCCAGUGCCUAUUGCGGUAGUCUCUGGUUGGCAAGCUUACAUUUUAUGUCUGUGAUGGCCAAUCUAUUGGACCAAUCUGAAGACUGUAUCAAGUAUCGGGAAUUGUUGGAAAAAGGUAAGGCCUCGUUUGAGGAAAAGUUGUGGAAUGGGUCGUAUUACAAAUUUGACGGGCAGAGUGCGUCCAAAAACUCUAUCAUGUCCGAUCAACUGUGUGGUCAUUGGUAUUUGCGAAGUUGUGGAUUCGAUUACGAUAUUCUACCAAAGGAGAAUGUAAGGACGGCGUUGAAGACAAUCUACGAUAACAAUGUGAUGCGGUUCUGUGGCGGUAAUAUGGGAGCAGUCAAUGGGUACAUCCCGAACAGUCAACCAAACAAAGACGGUCGGGCAGACGGAAGUUCCAUGCAGGGCGAAGAAGUUUGGACGGGAGUAACGUACGCGUUGGCCUCCACGAUGAUUCACGAGGGCAUGUUUACGGAGGCGUUCCAGACGGCCGGAGGAAUGUAUCAGACCAUGUCGGAGAAAAUCGGUAUGAACUUUGAAACACCGGAAGCGUUGUACGCCGAGCGAUACUAUCGGGCCAUUGGAUAUAUGCGUCCGUUGAGCAUCUGGUCUAUUCAAACUGCUUGGGAACAGAAGAAACUCCGCAGGGACUAAGAAAUGAAGCUCUAUAGCAUGUUUGUGCAAUGUUCUUAUUAUGUGUUAAGUGAAAUGUUGAUUCCAUUUUAGGCUUUAGAUUAGUCAAUUUUUGUUAGUGACAAUGUGUAACCGUUCUAGGAUAGAUUAUUCCUGUUGUCGGUUUUUGCAGGUUCGCAUUUUGUUUUAAGAAGCUAUUUGUUUUAUUGUUUAAUAUAUUACCUGAUAUUAUUUUAUUUUUUUUAUCUUUACUACCAUUAAUUAAAACUGACGUGAAAAUGUAGACGAGUCAAAAAAAACAAAAAAAAUAAAUCCUUAAUGUAAGAAAUUUUAGAACUGCUAAACGGAAACAAGAAACCAUUGCACAAUGCUUUAUUAUUCUGACCAAUUUUCGAAGCUAUGUAUGUAGGUAAUCUACUUCAACCCAUCACCAUAUGAAACAUCUCCAGAAUGUAUCGUUCUUGGCUACAACUUAAACCUUGAAUCCUCAUUCCUAUUAAACAUUCUGUUUGAUACUUGUCUUAAUGUUGAGUCAAUUAUUUCCAAUUAGAUUGAAUCAGGGAUUUGUGGGGGGAUUCAGGGAUUAUUUCAUAUAAACUAUACUUUACGGAGUUUUUCACAAACCUUAUUGCCAUAUCUCAAACAAACUCAUUUAUUAUAGCGAGCUUAUAUCCACUGUAAUCUUUUAGCAAUACGAGAAAAGCACAAAUCCCAUCGAACCAUGCCACCUAGAAGUAAUCUGUCAUGAUCAACUUGUUUUAAUCUAAAAUUAUAGGUUUUCCCUUCCAAUAGCACAAUGUACAAUAAAGUCUUUUUUAUAAGUAGAACUUUUGAGCCAAAAUCUAAAAUGAAUAGUAUUUUUUUACGCCAUCCCACAAAAUUAACUUAAUCUUUACAUUAAAUAGGCUAUCUUAUCUAAUUGUAGGUGUGUUUGAUUCGAGCAAAUCGAAAUUUGAUCGUGCUAACGCUUUUUUAAAAGGCCUGUAUACUAAUAAUAAGUUUUUGCAAUUUGAAGAAGAAUCAAAUUCUUCCAGACAUCUUUCAACAUUUUGGUGCUCAAUUUAGCAUUGUUUUGAAUCUUUGUUUCUUCUCAAUAUUUGACCAAAUUCACAUUUUUUUUAAACAACGUGUUAUUUUAACUUUUUUAUAUACCCUUAACGUUUAACGGCUCAUAAUGUAAAAAGGUGCAAAACUGAUAUGCUAUAAGCAAAACUAACAAAUUAACAUGUUAAGUGUAACUUGGCAUCAAAAAUUGGCAAUCGUAAGUUCAAAGGUUUUCUCAAUGUAAUCCCAUGUAAACGAAUGAAUAAAUAAUAGAAAAAAACGUGAUCUAAAUGUUGCAGAGAGCUUCGAUAUAUUUUGCAUCUAUUGAACCAGAACUUUCAUAUUUACGCUAUAAACAGCAAAUUGAUUGACACAACCUUUAUUAAUCGCUAGAAAACAGGAAAACGAUGAAAAAGGCAAACGUACAAGAAUGGAAGGUUUCAACUGUAAACAUUACAAAAAAAACUGUACCCCAUCAUCUUACUUCUGUUUGAAAGAAAAGCACACUAAUAUUUAGAAAACACUUGUGACAAAAGGAUGCUAUUUUUCUAACGCGGUGCUUGGCAAUUGCAAAGUAUUAAUAAGCGGAAUUCGACAAAAAAAAAGCAUAGCCGUGAUCAGUUCAGUGUGAUGCUAUUAUAUAAAACAAAACAAAAUACACUUACAAAUAAAGAAUUGAAUCUAUUUCUACACCGAGAAUUGCUGUUUGAAAUGAAUUUGACUAUGCAAUUUAUAUGUUACAAAAUUAUGAUUAAAAGUGUAACCAUCAACUGUACCCAGUAAAAACAUGUGUAAAUGUGCACAAAAAUAUAAAAAAAUGUCU
Uranotaenia lowii is the source of this 4915-nucleotide messenger RNA. RefSeq names its product non-lysosomal glucosylceramidase. Lineage: Eukaryota; Metazoa; Arthropoda; Insecta; Diptera; Culicidae. Gene Ontology annotation, biological process: carbohydrate metabolic process; glucosylceramide catabolic process. Gene Ontology annotation, cellular component: membrane. The coding region runs from base 406 to 3069 and encodes 887 amino acids. Gene Ontology annotation, molecular function: beta-glucosidase activity; glucosylceramidase activity. The transcript is spliced from 8 exons. The record is from RefSeq and is a predicted model, not a curated record.